AUGUAUAGACAAAUACCUUUAUCUGUUGCGUUCAGUAGUGAAAACCCUGACGUCAAAAUAAAGGGGAACAGAGUAACGUUUAAGUUUCCAACAGACUGGAUUGUGAACAUAAAUGAAGAGAAGUACAUUGGCAUAACAUCUAUGUAUAUAACACGUGCUUUCAGAAAGGUUGACUUUAUACUUCAAGUCGAGAUAGAAAAUGACGAACAGUCUUUAAGCGCCCAAAACAUUCACAUAUACAAAUACUUUAAAGACGAUACAACAUUGCAACAAUGUAUGAUUUCAUUUAAUGAGAUGUUCGAGAAAAAGUUCAACAUUGAAGUACAAACUUUACAGCCUUUACGUGAGUUUCUUGCACAACUGAAAGAAGAAGGUAGUCAGCCACAACUUAUAGACUUUCAUUAUGA
Messenger RNA from Trichomonas vaginalis G3, 407 nucleotides. RefSeq lists its product as uncharacterized. The transcript has a single exon. The record is from RefSeq and is a predicted model, not a curated record. Lineage: Eukaryota; Parabasalia; Trichomonadida; Trichomonadidae. The annotation marks the transcript as partial.